UAAGAUACCGGUGGUGACAAGGGGAUAUGCACUGGCCGCAUCACUAACAGCCGGCAAUAUCUCAGCGACCGUCGCACUCGCAGUACUUUCUCUACGUUAAGUGCACGUGUGUCCAGUAUAUUCUUAAUUUUCAACUAGUCAUUAUAGUCGGAAAUAACCAGAAUUCAGACAUGAGUUCUCCAUCGUUAAAAGAUUUGCCUAAAGUAGCCUUUGAUUUAAAAAGUCAACUAGAAGGGUUCAACACAGAAAAUAUGAAAAAAGCUGACACAAACGAAAAAAUUGUUCUUCCAACUGCCGAAGACGUGAAACGUGAACGUCAGCAUAACGAUCUCAUUCAAGAUGUGAAUAACUUUUGCCCAGAUAAGCUUAAAAGAACUGACACCAUGGAAAAAGUUGUCCUACCAAAUGCGCAAGAUGUAGCUCAAGAGAAAACUCAAAAGGCAUUCACGGAAGCGCUCAUCGAAGGCGUUUCUGGAUUUGACGUCGGUAAGCUGAAGCAUACCGAAACCCAAGAAAAAAAUCCACUUCCUGAUAAAUCCGCAAUUGAAGUAGAAAAGGAGCAGCAACAAUUCAUUUCUGGUAUUGAAAAUUUUGAUCCCAAAAAAUUAAAGCACACCGUUACUGAAGAAAAGAACCCAUUGCCAACUAAAGAAGUUAUCGCUGAAGAGAAAAAUGCGUAACAUUCCAAUACUGAUCUGCUUAAACUAAAUCGAUAUAUUCUUAAAUGUAUUCAGUUAUUAGCUUUAAAUUUUUUUAUUUCACUUUAUAAUCUACUCUUUCUAGAUAAAAAAUAAUCUAAGACCCAAAAACUGAUACUGUUUUUUGAUAUAUUAAUGAUUUAUUGUUUAGAAGUAUAUAAUAUUUUUUUAACAUAAUGCUAAUUUUUGUUUAAUCAUGCCUAUUUAUAUAUUUUUAUUUUAUUUUUUUUUUUUUUUUUACAAUUGUCUAUAACCUAAACAAAUUCGUAGUCUAUAACACCUAUGCAAAAAUAUUUAUUACAAAAAUUAUGUAUUUCUUAAGAAAAAAAUCAAAUAAAUGUAUAGUUUUAUAAAAAAAAAAUUGAUUCAAAAUUUUUGAUAAAAAUAUAUUACUUGUAAGUAUUACCUAA
Messenger RNA from Daktulosphaira vitifoliae (grape phylloxera), 1108 nucleotides. RefSeq names its product thymosin beta (gene cib). Gene Ontology annotation, biological process: actin filament organization. Gene Ontology annotation, cellular component: cytosol. Lineage: Eukaryota; Metazoa; Arthropoda; Insecta; Hemiptera; Phylloxeridae. The record is from RefSeq and is a predicted model, not a curated record. Bases 171 to 680 code for a protein of 169 amino acids. The transcript is spliced from 6 exons. Gene Ontology annotation, molecular function: actin monomer binding.